AUGGCUACAUUUCAGAGAUUUCGUCUAGUACCUCUACGGGACGAGAAGCUGGAUGAAAAGGACGACUGGUCGGGGCUCAAGGAUGCUAAGGAAAGGAGGAAAAGACAAAAUAGGCUCAACCAGCGGGCUGCUCGCCGGCGGCAGAGAUUGAAUCUCGCCCAGGAGCACGAAUCAGAGACGACAACAGCCGUGGCAGCUUCUGCAAGCGAGCGCCAGAAGCCUGUAGUCCCUUCUCAUCAAGUUUAUUUCCCGCUUACUCCCGACCACAGAUUGCUCUACGUCAUUGUUCUCAAUGUCUCCCGAGCAGUCAUCACAAACUUCUUCAUCCUAAGUAGCAUCUCGCCGAUAGCCUCCACGAUGUGCGACGUCCGCCGUACCUUUUCGCUUAGCGACCUUAAGCUCGCUCCUCAAAACCUUGAUGGCACUCCCGCUAUCCCUCCAGCAUUCACACCUACGAGACUCCAGGCGGAGAUUCCUCACCCAGGCUGGAUUGACCUUUUCCCAUCGCCUCAGCUGCGUGACAAUCUUAUCCUCGCGGUAGAGGAGUUUAAUAUUAAUGAGGACGAAAUAUUGCAAGACUUGAUCGGGGAUAUAUUCGCAAGCAUUGGUUGUACACCAGACGACUUUCGUGCUUCACCAGAUGAUAGUAAAUCGACGCCAGACAAGGAGUCGUCGCCAGUUGUCGAGUUGGAUGAUGAGAUUGAGGUUUCUACGCCGCCACCUACAACAGUAGGGAUGACUCCAUUACAAGAGUACCGAUUAAGGACCUUUACUCCUGCGAGCUCGAGUUCUACAGAGCUCGGCAUUCUCUCAUGGUCAGAUCCAUGGGACAUAUCGGGGUGGGAAUUUACGGAGAAGUUCUUUACGAAAUGGGGAUACUUGCUGCAAGGGUGCCCAGAUGUGCUCAACGCCGCCAAUAAAUGGAGGACAUUGCGUGGCGAAGAUCCUCUGGUCCCUGUGGAGAUCUAG
Messenger RNA from Trichoderma breve, 969 nucleotides. RefSeq lists its product as uncharacterized. Lineage: Eukaryota; Fungi; Ascomycota; Sordariomycetes; Hypocreales; Hypocreaceae. The coding region runs from base 1 to 969 and encodes 322 amino acids. The record is from RefSeq and is a predicted model, not a curated record. The transcript has 3 exons.